This is a messenger RNA of Punica granatum (pomegranate), 810 nucleotides long. The record is from RefSeq and is a predicted model, not a curated record. NCBI's taxonomy places the organism in Eukaryota, Viridiplantae, Streptophyta, Magnoliopsida, Myrtales, Lythraceae.
AUGGCGGAAGAGGACCGAGUUGAUACCUUCGAGGAAGUCAACCCACCGGUUCCAACUCAUUCCCAACCGCCCCCGACGCACGCUCCGCCGCCUCCGACUACUGCAGGCAUACUUCCGGCAUAUUCAGGCGCCCCUCCGACGCAUCUCCCGCCCCCGACGUCUUCAGGGGCGCCCCUUCCACCAGUCUCACUGACAUCAUCCGCCUCCGAUGACCAAGCCCGCAUCACGGCACUCGAGGGCACGGUUAAUCAAUUGGCCGCCAGCAUGGCCGCUAACAUGGCGGAACUGUUCACCCUACUUAGAGGGCCGAAUCGCGCAUCCUCGAGCUCCACACCUCCGCCGAGACAAGGGCCGACAGUCGAUCCAACCCCUUGGGUUCCGCCAACUCAAGCCCCGGAGAACAUGGAUGCGCCCGCGCCACCAACACUGCAUACGUCCAUGGCUCACCCCUUCACCAGUCCAUUUUCGCCGCCACCGGCCCCCACGGUCGUCCCUCUUCCACCGGUGGCGUUCCUCACUUUGGAUCACGUCCUAUCCGCGCCGCCACCUGUUUCCAUGCCGGCCCCAGCUGCAGCCUAUACAUUCCCUCCGUCGAUGGUUUUUCCGGCACCAAGCGCACCUGCUUUGACUCACCCUCAAGUCGCGGAUCUUCCCUCCUAUCCGCCUCUACAACCUCACAUCAACUUCUCCUACCAAGCACCACCCCCCUAUAAACACCACAUUCCUCAAACCAGGCACACCGACUCACACGGCCCAGGUCGCCUCACCAACGCACUUCUUCCCCGAGGCCGACGCCGAGCAGGAACUUAG